This is a messenger RNA of Dreissena polymorpha, 2717 nucleotides long. RefSeq lists its product as uncharacterized. Gene Ontology annotation, biological process: proton transmembrane transport. Bases 1 to 1101 code for a protein of 366 amino acids. The transcript has 7 exons. Gene Ontology annotation, molecular function: voltage-gated proton channel activity. Lineage: Eukaryota; Metazoa; Mollusca; Bivalvia; Myida; Dreissenidae. Gene Ontology annotation, cellular component: plasma membrane. The record is from RefSeq and is a predicted model, not a curated record.
AUGACAACUGUAUCACCUAAGUCAGCCGAUGAACAGAGAUCUAACGUCAUCGAAGGCGACUCAAAAUCGAGAACCGGUCAUUUAAAAACUAAUCAAGCUGCAUACAUCUUUGAGAAAGACAAAUAUACCGAACCAAUUGCAGACAAAUAUACCGAACCAAUUGCAGACAAAACCAAAGAUGAAAUAAAAUCAGAUGACGAUACUGACAGAUCAGUUGAUGGCAGCAUCAAUAAAGUAUUUGAUGUAUGCAUCGUCAUCAUAUCGUUCGUCCUCGACGUUGUGUUUAUCGACAGCAAAUGGUAUGAAUCGAGGAAGGACGCCACCACCAUCCUGGUUUUACUUAUGCCCUGGAGAGUUGUGCGCAUUGUUAACAGUUUCCUGAUGACGAUCAACCACAAGCAUCACAUAGAAAUGCUGACCCUGAGGCGGGCAAAGAAGAGGGUCGACCUUAAGCUGAAAAAACUGCGACAUCUCAUGCUAGAAAUGCGGCGCGAUAUUGAUUUGCUUAUCGGGCUUGCCAAACAGCAUGGGGCGACAGAACCGGAAAUCGUCAAUUGUAUUUACGGGCAAGGUCGCGGAACAAAAUCCCUUGCGGCAAUCACCGGCCUGGCUUCCCUUAUGUUCAUCAGCACACUGGGUAAAGAGCCCAACGCUCCCAUCGACCCCAACGAGAACAAUUACAUGUACAACAUGCUCAUCAAGGAAAUACUAAGCGACGAAGAGGACGCGGAUAACUCGGAUCCCUUUACGAUGGACACUACCGAUACUAAAUUGGAAUGCGAAGAGGCAGGAAUCUGCAUGGAAGAAAAGGACAUUCGACCACAGCACGUUAAGGAAAUCAGGGAAGUAAAGAAGAUUCGCCGGCGCGUGACGUUACCAAGACGACACAGAAGUUGUAGCGAUGAUGAAAAAGCGGUGUAUUACAUUAAUGACGGAUAUGACGUUACAUAUGACGUCGAAAAUACCGAAAAGGAAGGAACUACAGGCCAGUUUUCACGACGAGAUAAUAAUUCUGUUAAAAGCAUGCCGUACUUUGAAACUACCCAAGACGGAAAAUCGAUUUUGACGUUUGAAUUCACAACGCAGGUUUCGUAUUUGUGAAUCAGAAAAAUGCUUCAGAAGUUUCGCUGAACUUUGCUUGCAAAUUCCCGGUGGACCAAGUUGACUGCAUAAAAUCGUUGCCACGAUCAACGUCCACGUUACCGCAGUUUAAUGAUUUAGUCAUGUCAUGGCCUACACAGAAAACCCAAAAUAGUCAUCGUUAAUGAUCGUUAUUUAAUGUCACGUGAAUAUAAAGGCCACAUGUGGCAUCAGAUAAGGAUGGAGCUGUUUAAAGCUGGCCUCAGUCUAAGAUUUGUAGUAGCAAUUUGAAUAGUAUUUGGGUCCGCUAUUGAUAUAUAAAGUGUGUGUACAGCUGCCAGCGUGUUCUUUUAAUGCACAGGGGAAACCCGGUAAUUAAACAGCACUAAAGGCUUCGGUUCUUAAAUUAAGUUUGGUUUUGCUUGGUACUUGUAGUUUUUGUCACUAAUAUGAUCACACUGUGCUCAUUGUCAGAUUUCGUGAUCGCCUUUUGUUCGGCGUUCGUCGUCCGUCCGUUGUUCGUAAAAAGUUUCGCUCGAACGAUAUUGCAUCAUAAACCGCUUAGUUGCUUUUAACCAAAUUGCACAGGAUUUAUCCUCGGGUGACCCUGUUUCCUAAGUUGUCUGUAUAGUUCCGGUGGGCUUCAUAUGAUGGUCACAAGUUUUGAAAGAGAUUAGAAAAUAUGCUAACAAUCUUUCCACAGAAAGCGCAAGGCUGAAUGCUGAUAUAUAUGGAACGUGAAAUUUUGUUGUCGUCUCUUAUUAAGCCUGUCCAAAUUAAAAGCGAUCAUCUUUCCUUGUGCAGGUAUGAAAACUACAUGUCUCACAUGUCCAGUAUUUGCUAAAGAAUGUAUUAAUGUGGCCCUCUGAAAAUAUUCUUGAAACUAUGCUCCCGAAGCCGUUGACAUAUUUGUAUGUGGUAACGUACAUAACAUCAUGAUGGGCUUCUGGGCUUCUAAAAUGUUUCUCAUUAUGGCCUUAUGUGAAAAAGGCCGUACCCCGCUUACGGGAUCAUUUGCUCUUGUUGAUCUCACUACGUAUUAUUAAAUGACUUUAACCAUUUUCUUAACAUUCAUGUGCUUUUGUGUUCUUUUAUUUUACAAACAAUACACCUGGUGUCAUUAGAUACCACGCUUUUUAGUCACGUUGCUUAUUACUUAAAUUAGAAAACAAUAUAUAUAAAUUUUAACUUACAAUAAGUUAUUUUACAUCAAGUCGUGGAGUUUGAAAGUCAUUUCAUUAAGUAAAAACUGGGCAACCCGGAUAUCGUUUGGAUCGUUUUAGUCUUGAUAUAAAAAUCACCAAAAACCUCCAGAACGCAAAUACGAGACCAUCAUAAUAAGGAGAGCGAUCUAGGUGAAUUAACCCUCUCAUUUUGCUUUAAGAUAUGUUUAUAUUUGGAAUUGAAUGGCAGAUGCUCGCAUGUUUCAAUAAUACAGCAUAGUGAACAAUACAAAAUGUUCAUCCGUUUUAACGAUUUCAAGAAUGGACGAAUGGCGAUAACAUGUUUGCAUUUACUAAUUGGAACGUUAAGGUUGUUUAUUUACAUGAUAUUUACUGUGAACAUUGUAAAUACCUGUAUAAGUCACUGUAUUGUAAAUGUUUUUUUUAAAGUAUGCGUAUUUUAUCAGAGCAAUG